AUGAAGGUGAGCAUAAAGAAUAGGACGGAUGGAACAGUAUUCCAAGUCGAGAUUGAAGCUAAUGCAACAAUAGGAGAACUUCGCUCAAAAAUCUCAUCACAUCUUGGAAACUCCUGUGAUCCGAGGUCAUUGAAGCUUUCACUCGGCGAACAACUGCUGGACGACGCCGAUUCUGUCACCCUCAAAAAAGCAGGCCUAGUGAGUGGAGAUCCGACUCUUCAUGGAAAUGUGCGUUACUCUUGA
Messenger RNA from Ostertagia ostertagi, 243 nucleotides. The record is from the annotation of a GenBank genome assembly. NCBI's taxonomy places the organism in Eukaryota, Metazoa, Nematoda, Chromadorea, Rhabditida, Trichostrongylidae.